Molecule: messenger RNA, 1415 nt
Organism: Homalodisca vitripennis (glassy-winged sharpshooter)
Lineage: Eukaryota; Metazoa; Arthropoda; Insecta; Hemiptera; Cicadellidae
Gene: kri
Product: uracil phosphoribosyltransferase homolog
Exons: 6
Coding region: 369-1106 (245 amino acids)
Source: RefSeq, a predicted model, not a curated record
AGUCGUAUGUUGUUAAGCCAUUUUCGUUAGUGUUCUGGUGAUUCAGGCUCUGUCUGUAUCGAGAUUGUAUUUUUUCAACCAGGGAGGACCAAUGGCAAUUAUUGGCAGCUGAAAGUACACCCAGUACAAACAGAAACAAUAUGAGUAAAUUGACAUCAUCUAAGUUUGAGGUUAAAUGUACUUGCACGUUGCAAACGUUUUGAAAUAAUAUUGGAUGUGGAAUUUGUUGUUAAACAUUCAGUAAUCAGUUUACAAAUCUACAUUAAAGUAAUAAGUCGUAACAACUGUUUAUUUUUAGUUUAAUAAUCGAGGAGAGAGUGGGUAUAAAAUGAAUGUGCACUAUUAUUUGAUUUUGAAUAAAUUUUAAAAUGGUUAUUGUGGAAUCUGAAAGAAAUUUAAGACAAAAUAUGGGAUCAGCAGGUGAUCUAAAUGGUUGUAUUGGUAUGAACACAAUAAAUGUAGCUAAUCAGAAAAAUGAAAUUGUAGAGGAGUAUGGUCCCAAUUUAAAGUUGUUACCAACCAAUAAUCAAGUUCGUGAACUUCAAACUAUUCUCAGGGAUCGCAACACUACCAGAAGUGAUUUUAAGUUUUUCGCUGAUCGUUUGAUCCGUCUUGUUAUAGAAGAAAGUCUUAACCAACUGCCAUUUUCAAAAUGUACCAUCACAACUCCAACAGGUGCAGAGUACGAAGGACUCAAGUAUCAGAGAGGCAACUGUGGUGUCAGCAUAGUGCGAAGUGGAGAGGCUAUGGAACAGGGUCUACGAGAUUGUUGUCGUUCAAUAAGGAUUGGGAAAAUACUGGUGGAAUCUGACCCAGAUACUCAUGAGGCAAGGAUUGUCUAUGCAAGGUUUCCUGAGGAUAUCGCUAGCCGCAAAGUGCUCUUGAUGUAUCCGAUUAUGAGUACAGGAAACACUGUCAUCAAGGCUGUGGCGGUACUGAAGGAGCAUCAUGUACUUGAAGAGAACAUUAUACUGUCCAAUCUGUUCUCCACUCCAUUCGCUGCCAAAGCAAUCACAACUACUUAUCCACAGAUGGUUAUUUUAACUUCAGAGUUACAUCACAUAGCACCAAACCAUUUUGGCCAGAAGUAUUUUGGAACCGACUGAUAAAGUGACAAGUUGAAAGUUUUUAGUUUCUUACAGUUUUUCUUCAAAAUGUUGAUUUCUGUUUUAAAGUACAACGGUGAUGCACAAGUUAGUCGAUUGAGUUUUAAAACACCAACAUGGUCAGUAUUAUUGCUUUCACAAGAGCCACAAAUAAUUUAGGUAUUUAGUUUUGUAUUAUGGUUUUGAAAAUUAGUUUCUGCCACAAAGUUGCCUGAUACUUUGUAACUGAAUAGUUAUUUUGGAGUAAAUGAUGUUAACCAUUGUAGAUGUAUUUGUAUAAAUAAAGCUGUUAUUUGUAAAUAAUAAUAA